GGGGGCUUUCUUUACAAACACAGAUUUCUCUUCUCUGUGUGGUUGUAGAGAGAGAGAGUAGAGAGAGAAACAGAGAAGAAGAAGGAGAAGAUGUUGAGGGGACCUUCACCUUGUAAUGCGGCGAGAGAUCACAUUCGAGCCCUAAACCACUCCCGCUUUGUUGGCACUUGUAACCCCCUCUCAAUUCGCCGACCAAAGGUCGUCGUGUCCUGCCGUUCCUCCUCUUCUUCUUCUUCUUCUUCUCACAGCAGAGCUCCGAUUCUCGCCGUCGGGACCGAACGGCCGAUCGUUCUGGAGAAGAGCCUGGCGGACCGGCUCCGGUUGGGGAGCUUGACGGAGGACGGCCUUUCUUAUAAGGAGAGGUUCAUAGUGAGGUGUUAUGAGGUUGGGAUUAACAAAACUGCCACUGUUGAAACCAUUGCCAAUCUUUUGCAGGAGGUAGGAUGCAACCAUGCUCAGAGUGUUGGAUUUUCAACAGAUGGUUUUGCAACAACUCACACGAUGAGAAAACUGCAUCUCAUAUGGGUGACUGCUCGCAUGCACAUCGAAAUCUACAAAUAUCCAGCUUGGAGUGAUGUGGUUGAAAUAGAGACAUGGUGCCAAGGUGAAGGAAGGAUUGGGACCAGACGUGAUUGGAUUCUCAAAGAUUAUGCCACUGGUGAGGUCAUUGGGAGGGCUACAAGCAAGUGGGUGAUGAUGAAUGAAGAUACUAGACGACUUCAGAGAGUCAAUGAUGAUGUCCGAGAUGAAUAUUUAAUAUUCUGUCCAAUAGAACCCAGAUUAGCAUUUCCUGAGGCGAACAAUAGCAGUGUGAGGAAGAUAUCAAAGCUGGAGGAUCCAGCUCAGUAUUCCAGGCUGGGACUGGUGCCAAGAAGAGCUGAUCUGGACAUGAACCAGCACGUCAACAACGUCACGUACAUUGGAUGGGUUCUGGAGAGUAUGCCUCAAGAAAUCAUCGACACCCAUGAACUACAAACUAUCACCUUAGAUUACAGGCGUGAAUGCCAACAUGAUGAUGUAGUUGACUCCCUUACAAAUCCAGAACUAGAUGCUGCAGUUUUACAGCUUCAAGGAACUAAUGGAUCUCCCCGUGCAACUAAAGACAAACAAGACUGCUGUGAGUUCUUGCACUUGUUGAGAUUGUCUCAUGAUGGUCAAGAAAUAAACAGGGGUCGCACCGAGUGGAGAAAGAAACCACAAAGAUGAGCAAUUUAUUCCGUCUGCUGUACCUUCCUCUUGGUUUCACCAGGCUUUACAAUGAGUUUUGAGUUACCUUUUUUCGCUUUUGCCUAUUCUAGUGGUCUUUUAUGCCCUUUUAUCUUUUUUUGAUGCUUUUGUCCUUUUUUAAUGUGCUUCCUUAUAAAGGGCUUUUGCUUCGGGUUUUAUGCGGAAGUUAGGACAGAUUUUUCGAUUUUGUCUUCUAUUUUGUCUGUAGAUUGAUCAACAGAUUUUAUAUAAAUUAAUAAACUGAGCAAAGAUGAAGUGUA
Molecule: messenger RNA, 1487 nt
Organism: Cornus florida
Lineage: Eukaryota; Viridiplantae; Streptophyta; Magnoliopsida; Cornales; Cornaceae
Product: oleoyl-acyl carrier protein thioesterase, chloroplastic-like
Exons: 7
Coding region: 91-1206 (371 amino acids)
Biological process (GO): fatty acid biosynthetic process
Molecular function (GO): fatty acyl-[ACP] hydrolase activity; acyl carrier activity
Source: RefSeq, a predicted model, not a curated record